AGUAUACGACCUACACGAGGUCGCAUCAAAAUUUUGGAUAAAGAUAUCUUUAGCUAUAGAACUUUAUGUCGUACAAAAAUAGGAUUUUGUCCUGAUAAAAUCAUGCUAUACGAUGAGUUAACUGCAACCGAGCAUCUGUGGUUUUUCUAUUUCAUGAAGCGACCUAGAGCUAUAAAACUGAAAGGUAAAUGGCGAACGGAAGCCGAAGUGCUGAUACAAAGUCUCGACAUGGACAGUUUUAGAGACCGGCUUGUUUCACAACUGUCACCAUGUCAAAAACGCAAGCUC
Cylicocyclus nassatus is the source of this 288-nucleotide messenger RNA. Lineage: Eukaryota; Metazoa; Nematoda; Chromadorea; Rhabditida; Strongylidae. The record is from the annotation of a GenBank genome assembly.